GGAUGCUGAAUCUGGCAUAAGUCCAAACAACGGAUGCACUUUACACCAAUGAGAGCAUCCACUUCAACAAUCGGUUCCCCAUAUGGCACUGAGGCCCCUCCUCCACGCUCUGUCCCGGCAGAGGGUCUCAUUCAUGCUUCAAGACAGCGGUUCACUGCAAGCUCCCUGGCCCUCGGAUCAACUGUUUUGAUCCGGUCUGGGCUUGUGACAAAGGAAGACUUUUCUCCACACAUACAUUUAAAGAAUAUCCUGAGACGGACUCGCUCUGGACUGUCUGAGGAGUUCAGCCAACCGAGCAGGUGAUCAUUUGCGCUUGAACUGACGCUGGAGAUUUGCGCUUGGACAAUGCUUGCAAUCAGUGGGGGAGUGUAUUUAUCAUCAUUGUUUGAACCUUAAAAGAAACUCUGUGUGGACUCUUUUUUUAUUGAGACGCCCUUUGAAGCAUCACCCAGCACCGGUCAUUUAUUUCUUAAAGCUCCCUGCAAUCUCUGUCUUCUUGUGGCGUUCUGGAGGAGCGCACAGCCGCGUGGACCUUCUGUUGAUUGCCAAAGUGCUUUAUCUCUCCAACUCAGUUGUUUCUUUCACCCCAAGUUCAAAAAAGUGCACCACACUAUUUUGACGGGGCUUAAAUGUUCGGGAUCCAGGAGCAUCUGAUGCGAGAAGUGAGCGGAUUAAAAGAGAGAAGUCUUGGAGAGGAGAUGGAUCCAGUACGCUCGUGGGUGCGUAAUGUCGGGGUUGUGGAUGCGAACGUCGCCGCGCAAAGUGGAGUAGCUCUGUCCAGAGCUCAUUUUGAGAAGCAGCCGCCCUCCAAUCUCCGCAAAUCCAACUUCUUCCACUUUGUCCUGGCGCUCUAUGACAGACACGGCCAACCUGUGGAGGUGGAGCGGACUGCGUUUGUGGACUUUGUUGAGCAUGACAAGGAGCAGACAGGGGAGAAAACCAACAACGGCACUCACUACAAGUUACAGCUCCUCUACAGCAACGGGGUUCGCACAGAGCAAGAUCUUUAUGCACGACUCAUUGACUCUGUCACUAAGCAGCCUAUAGCGUAUGAGGGACAAAACAAGAAUCCAGAAAUGUGCAGAGUUCUGCUCACACACGAGGUUAUGUGCAGCCGUUGCUGUGAGAAAAAAAGCUGUGGCAACCGAAACGAGACGCCCUCUGACCCAGUCAUCAUUGACAGGUUCUUCUUGAAGUUUUUCCUGAAAUGUAACCAGAAUUGUCUGAAGACAGCAGGAAACCCGAGGGAUAUGAGGAGAUUUCAGGUGGUCUUGUCCAGCACAGUGAGUGUAGAAGGCCAUGUCCUAGCAGUGUCUGACAACAUGUUCGUCCACAACAACUCUAAACACGGCCGGAGAGCCCGCAGACUGGAGCCAGGCGAGUCUGUCGAAAACUCUAUGGAAUAUGCUACCCCGUGUAUCAAAGCCAUCAGUCCCAGUGAGGGCUGGACCACCGGCGGGGCCAUGGUCAUCGUCAUUGGGGAGAACUUCUUUGACGGGCUGCAGGUGGUGUUUGGCAGCAUGCUGGUGUGGAGUGAGCUGAUCACACCGCACGCAAUACGUGUCCAGACACCUCCUCGACACAUCCCUGGGGUCGUGGAAGUCACAUUGUCUUAUAAAUCCAAACAGUUCUGCAAGGGAGCUCCCGGACGCUUCAUCUACACAGCCCUUAAUGAGCCAACUAUAGACUAUGGCUUCCAGCGUCUUCAGAAGGUAAUUCCUCGACAUCCCGGUGACCCAGACAGACUAGCCAAGGAGAUCCUCCUUAAAAGAGCAGCAGAUCUUGUGGAGGCCCUGUAUGGAAAUCCACACAGUAAUCAGGACAUGUUGCUGAAACGUGCAGCUGACAUCGCAGAGGCACUCUACAGUGUUCCCCGUCCUCACAGUCAGCUGCAGGCGCUGCCAAGUUCUCCAGCCCAUGGCAGUGUCAUGGGCCUGGGCUCCUACCCCUCUCAGUUAGGCGUUAGCAUUGGGGAGCCUGGACAGAGCAGCCAAGGUUACAUUCGAAACUCCAGCAGUUUGUCUCCGAGGGGUUACCCAUCAGCCUCCACUCCUCAGCAGUCGAGCUAUGGGGGCAGCGGUGGGAUGACCGGUGGCUACAUGACCAGUCUAGGAGUUCCUGGUUCUCCUGGUUUCAGCAGUGCCUCCCCCACGGGCUCUCCAUAUAUAAUGCCCUCCAGCCCAACUAUACCAGGAAGCUCCAGCUCCUCCUCGUCCCUGUUGCCUUUCUCGUCCUUCCCGUCUGCUGCUAAACAGAAGAGUGCUUUUGCUCCUGUACUCAGACCCCAGGGCUCUCCCUCCCCUGCCUGCCCUGCCUCAGGGGGGAACAGCUUCAGAGGUAGCCACCCAACUCACUAUCUGACCCCCCUGUCUGAACUCACGAAUGCAGUCUAACCCCUCAUACUAACCACUCGCAAGCUAUGACUGAACAAGAGAGAAAACAGUUGCUGGAUGUACAUUGAUGCAAGACCUGAUUGAUUAGAAUCAUAGACUUUGUAUAUUUUUUUCUCUCCAGCGAUGACGGGCCUGGUUCCCCCGAUGUAGCAAAGCACCCGACCCAAUCUACCCCAGACCACUGCUUCACUUAGCCCCUCUUUUGGCACUGAGAGGGCAGGGAGAAUGGAAAAGUGAUCAAUAACGACCAUAUAUAACUUCCGUCCCUGAGCCCCCCGCCCCCUUCGCCAUUUCUUAGUCCCUUUUUCAUCCAUGUUGAUGAACAGGACUGGGUAUGAAAAUGUCCAAAGACCAGCCAUCUACUCCAGAGGAAGAGGAGAUUACUCCACCCACAACUGCAGAGAGACCAUUCCCCUUAGCUAACAGCACCAGACUGGACCGUAUGACCCAGUGUGCGUAGUGAAGGAAAACUGCUCCUACUUUCACCUCAAGCUUCAAAAGCAUCUGUAUUGACCUUCGGCCUGCUAUCACAUGCAGUAUUCGACUCUUCCAACACCUGAACAAAAACCUUGGCCCCAGAUGUGCAUUGUGAGAGCACUGUUGGAUGACGGACAACUCUGAUAUGUUGUCGCAGCUCUAAAAAGCAGGGUGCUAUUUUCUCUGUGUAUGGACACCUUAAAUGGCAUGUGUGUACGCUGUCUGUGAGUUAGCGAAAGGUUUUUUUGUAGUAGACUUUUUGAAGACAAUUUACAUUCCACAAAAAAUAGACCCUUUAUUUUUUGUUCUGAUGUCUACGGUUUCACAAGGGAGAACUCUUUGUCUUAAGGGUUAUUACUAAAGGAAUUCAUAUAUUGAUUUAUUUAAAAAUAAGCAAUUUAACUUAUUAUAGUUAGUUUAGGGAAUAAUAUAAAUGUGUUUUUUUUAUAAAAUGGUCCUUUUUCCAAAUGUUACUGAAAAUGAAGUGAUAUCAACAAUUCCUAGUUAAUUUGUGAAAUGAUCAGAAGGACUGUUUUUUUCAGUGGAGAAGAUUUAUUCUUUUGCAGGUUCUUUCAUAACAAAAUCCCAAAUGUUAUGCCCACAGUUAAAGAAGGUUAUUGUCCUUGUAUAAAGGAAAAAUGUUAGUUAGCCUUAACAUCUUUAAUUUCACUUAUAAUGCAUGCUUUUUCACACCAAUGUCCUGAUUUUAUUUCAUUCCAUGUUGCAAUUUUAUAUGUAUAUGACUAAACCAUAAAGAUUUAACAGUUUAAUUUUAAAUGUCUCAACCCAGUACAGGCCUGUUGUCACUAUGCAGUAAACCGUAAACGAAAGCACAACUGCUCAGUAGUAAAGAACGGGACGUGAUAGGUGUUCACGAACCCAUAUCAUCCUGUUUUUAUUCAUUGAUUUUUUUGUGUGUCAUCACACCACAAACUUCAUUCUCAGGACGUGAAAACAAAGAACACAAAGAGUAGGUGACAUUUGCAAAUUUGUUUCAUUUAGAGUUUGGUUAAUUUUAUUUAUUUAAAAAAAUAUUAGCAAUUUAAUAUUAUGUUUUUUGAUGCCAUCAUUCUUUGAAACAGUACAAAAAGGGUGCAAAUGUGAUUUGAAUAUCUCAAGUUGUAAUUAUAUUUUGUGCUCCAA
Scophthalmus maximus (turbot) is the source of this 4013-nucleotide messenger RNA. It is a transcript of the gene ebf2, whose product is annotated as EBF transcription factor 2. The transcript is spliced from 15 exons. Gene Ontology annotation, molecular function: RNA polymerase II cis-regulatory region sequence-specific DNA binding; DNA-binding transcription factor activity, RNA polymerase II-specific. Gene Ontology annotation, biological process: regulation of transcription by RNA polymerase II. The record is from RefSeq and is a predicted model, not a curated record. Lineage: Eukaryota; Metazoa; Chordata; Actinopteri; Pleuronectiformes; Scophthalmidae. The coding region runs from base 630 to 2393 and encodes 587 amino acids.